AAAAUACAUAUGGUGGUUAGUGUGCGACCGUGGUUGAAUCUCUAUAGGUUGGGUAGAAGAGGAUGGAGCGCGUGUGAGGUCACCUGUUGUAGCUGCAGUUCAACUAAAAUUCUCAGGAGUCAGGGGAUUCUGAUAAAGAGGAAGAUUACUUAGGCACGCUAGAAUUCACCCUUCUUCACCCUUGUUUUCAUUCUCAUUUUCAGUUUUCCUUUCUUGUUCCCCCUUCCCACCUUAAUUAGCCUCGUCAUAUUCAAUCUCUCUCUCUCUUGACGAUCUGAGAAAGUUGCAUUUGGGCUUGAAAAAAUAGAUGUAUUUUAUUUCUGUUGAGGAGAUGAAGGUUGACGCGGGGUUAGGGCGCGUGGUGUGGGACGAUGAGGACAAGGCCAUGCUUGGGGCUGUUCUGGGUGGUCGAGCUUUGGAGUUCCUAAUGACGAACUCCGUGUCGAAUGAGAGUGUUUUAAUGGCGGUUGGGAGCGACGAGGGACUUCAGAAAAAGCUGUCGGAUCUGGUGGAGCGUCCCCACGUGUCCAAUUUCAGUUGGAACUACGCCAUUUUCUGGCAGCUCUCGCAGUCCAAAUCCGGUGACUGGGUUCUGGGUUGGGGAGACGGGUGCUGCAGGGAACCCAACGAGGAAGAAGAGGAGGGUGCUGUGACUGUGAGAAGACGAACACUGCGCGUGGACGAGGAGGAGAUGCAGCAGAGGAUGCGGAAGCUGGUGCUGCAGAAGCUGCACACCACGUUCGGGGGCGAGGAUGAUGACAAUUACGCUUUUGGCCUCGACCACGUCACCGACACCGAGAUGUUCUUUCUGGCUUCCAUGUACUUCUCAUUCCCUCGCGGCCAUGGUGCCCCAGGUAAGUGCUUCGCCUCCGGGAACCAUUUCUGGCUCAAAUCUGUCUCUGUGUCUGAUCACUGCGUGCGUUCUUCCUUGGCUAACGCUGCGGGAAUUCAGACUAUUGUUUUGGUACCUACUGAUUUGGGAGUCGUGGAGUUGGGUUCUGUCAGAAUGUUACCCGAGAGUUUUGAACUCUUGCAGGCUGUUAAAUCUGUGUUCUCCACGCCGAUUCCCAAGGUUUUGGUGAACACAAUUCGCAAUCAGACACAUUUUAGAGAGAAACUUGCUGUUAGAAAAAUGGAGGAUAAUAGGCCUUGGAACAACAACAACGUUAGUUUUCCGAAUGUGCGGAGCAAUGGCCUUCAUGUUUCAAGUUGUUGGCCAGUGAAUUCGGGUUUGAGGCAGCCUGCUCCUAGGGUGGUGGCGGAGCUGGCUAAUGGUGUGAGACAGGAUUUGAGGCUGAGCAAUAGCUAUGAACCUCAAAGACAGGUGCAAAUGCAAAUUGACUUUAGCGGAGGCACUAGCAGGCCUUCUGAUGUGGAGGCCUCUUGCAAGGAGGAGCAACCGAGUGUUGCCGAUGAAAGGAAGCCCAGGAAGCGGGGAAGGAAGCCCGCCAAUGGCAGGGAAGAGCCCCUCAAUCAUGUGGAGGCCGAGAGGCAAAGGCGCGAGAAGCUCAACCAGCGCUUCUAUGCGUUGAGAUCUGUGGUGCCCAACAUCUCCAAGAUGGACAAGGCCUCAUUGUUGGGAGACACCAUUGCUUAUAUCAAUGAGCUCCAGGCUAAAGUCAAGAUCAUGGAAGCCGAAAGAGAGAGAUUUGAAAGCAUUUCAAAUCAGGAGAAAGAAGCUCCUGCUGAUGUGGAUAUUCAAGCUGUUCAGGAUGAUGAGGUCAUUGUAAGGGUGAGCUGCCCUCUUGACAAUCAUCCUCUUUCAAAAGUAAUCCAAACAUUCAACCAAACACAGAUCAGUGUUGUAGAGUCUAAACUUGCUUCUGCAAAUGAUGCUAUUUUUCACACAUUUGUAAUUAAGUCCCAAGGAUCUGAACAGCUCACAAAGGACAAGUUGAUUGCUGUUUUUUCUCCAACGGAAUCCAACUCAUUGCAGCCAUUUUCAUCAGUUGGAUGGUAAGGAGAAAGUUGCAGGUAGCAUAGUGCAUAGGGAUGUCAUACAUAGAGGAAUACCAAUUUCUAAAAGCUUCCUCAGAAAUUUUUUGUUACACCCUGGAGGAUCUUAAAAGAAAAGCAUUGGGAACUAGAAUAGUAGAAUAAUAGGUUCCCAUUAACGAUGUAGGCAGCCAAUUUAUGUUUGUCUAUAGUGUAAACACAGCAGAAAAUUGUUCCUGCAAUGUCAAUCAUUUUAAUUAGUUUAACCGAUCUAGUUGUCAUGGUUCAGUUUAUGUCUUGAUGCCCAUGUCUUUCAAGUUCUUGUUUUUUCAUGUCUUGUUCUGUGCAUAAGAGGAAAGAAUUCUUAAUUUUUGCUGCUUUUGUUGUUUGAAAUUCU
This is a messenger RNA of Glycine soja, 2332 nucleotides long. Its product is annotated as transcription factor bHLH13-like. Gene Ontology annotation, biological process: regulation of DNA-templated transcription. Lineage: Eukaryota; Viridiplantae; Streptophyta; Magnoliopsida; Fabales; Fabaceae. Gene Ontology annotation, cellular component: nucleus. The record is from RefSeq and is a predicted model, not a curated record. Gene Ontology annotation, molecular function: DNA-binding transcription factor activity; transcription cis-regulatory region binding; protein dimerization activity. The coding region runs from base 308 to 1960 and encodes 550 amino acids. The transcript has a single exon.